This is a messenger RNA of Danio rerio (zebrafish), 4765 nucleotides long. The record is from RefSeq and is a predicted model, not a curated record. Lineage: Eukaryota; Metazoa; Chordata; Actinopteri; Cypriniformes; Danionidae.
CAAUUAAAAGAAACCCAUAAUGUGGGAUUACACGCGACAUGUGUUAAUUAAACCUGGAGGAUGCUGAGCUGUCUCGAUCCACGAAUCCACCGAAAAUAACGCAGUCUCAGAUCUCCUGUGUGUACACCGUGUGCAUGAACUGGCAUUAGCGGGUUUACCAGCCUCACAGACGUACAGACAGAGGGGAGGGGGGCAUCCGAGUGUGCGGGGUAGAGCUGUACAGUAAACAAUUCUGGUACGCUUGCAAUGAUGCUACACAUCAGAGCUGCAUGCUAGUGCAGACGUCGCAUGCCGCAUGUGCACGCCUGUCAGUGGAGCCUGCCCGGGUGCACACAACCAUACAGCCUGGACCAGGAGGAAAACAAGCUAAUUUGGGCUCUCCUCGAGGGCGCGAGGGUGCAUGAUGAGAGAGAGGAGAGAACCGCUGCUAUCAUGAACGAAUGUAAAAUAUACCACAGAUUUUAAACAGACGUUGGUGGAUUAGAAAUAAAACAAGCAACUGGCCGAGCAAUGGAGAGCCAGGCGGCGAUGGAGCAGCAGAGCUACGAGGACGUGCGGAAAAGCGGGUAUCUCCGCAAGCAGAAAUCUAUGCACCGGCGCUUUUUCGUUCUCCGGGCUGCUUCGGAGCAGGGCCCGGCCAGACUCGAAUAUUACGAGAACGAAAAGAAAUUCCGAAGCAAGUCACCAGUCCCAAAGAAAGCAGUGAACCUGGACUCUUGCUUCAACAUCAACAAACGGGCAGAUUCAAAAAACAAGCACAUGAUAGUGCUGUACACCCGCGGGGAGAGCUUUGCCAUAGCCGCGGACACCGAGGAGGUCCAAAACGAAUGGUACCAGGCCAUGCUGGAUCUACAGUGUAAAUGUAAGACUCCUGAUGAGUGCGGCAGUGGAGGAGACUGUGGACUACCUUCCCCGGGCCCUGCCUUUAAGGAGGUCUGGCAGGUUAAAGUCUGGCCAAAAGGUUUGGGCCAGGCCAGGAAUCUAAUUGGAAUAUACAGACUUUGCUUGACGGACAAAACAGUCAAUUUUGUAAAACUCAACUCUGAUGUUGCAGCUGUGGUCCUCCAGUUGAUGAAUGUGCGACGCUGUGGCCACUCAGAGAACUUUUUUUUUAUUGAAGUGGGUCGUUCUGCCAUGACAGGCCCUGGUGAAUUCUGGAUGCAAGUAGAGGAUUCAGUGGUGGCACAGAAUAUGCAUGAGACUCUUCUUGAGGCCAUGAAGGCCCUGAGCGAAGAGUUUCGGCAAAGAAGCAAAUCUCAGACUGUUGGGGUGAGCUGUGGAGGAGGAACUGCCUCUAACCCAAUCAGUGUACCGUCUAGACGACACCAUCCUAAUCUACCACCUUCACAGGUUGGCUUUUCCAGACGUGCUAGAACAGAAACACCUGGUGUCCACAACACUAACACUUCCCCAACUCCACGGCAUGGUUUCUCUAGGUCAAGGACAGCCAGCAUUGGGGCUCGAACAGAGGAUGGAGGGGGCAGAGCAACAGCACUCAGCACGAGUCCUAGUCUCAAUGGGUCAUCCUGCUCAACCACCCCAACCCUGAGACCUAAACCAACACGAGCACCCACUCCAGCAAAGAUCACUCUUAGCCUAGCACGAUAUACACCAAACCCUGCACCUUCCCCAGCACCCAGUCUCUCAUCCAGCUCUGGUCAUGGGUCCGAGUGUGGGUUGGGUGGAGCCACCUUUGGAGCAGUCCCCAUCUGCACCUAUGCUCGAAUUCCUCAGAGAGUGUCUAUGUCAGGAUCACCCAGUGAUUAUGGUUCCUCAGAUGAGUAUGGAUCCAGCCCUGGAGAGCACUCUCUGCUAGCUGCUGGACUCCCUGCUGCCCUUGUUGAAGGUGGAGCUAGUUACAUCCUAAUGGGUCACAGAGAAGGCUCUCACAAACGUGUUCAUGGACGAAGAGUCCUUCGCCGUUCAUCUAGCCGUGAGUGUGAAGUUGAGCGCAGGCUGCUCAGCAAGCGUGCUUCCUUACCGCCCACUUCUACCCAGGGUUUGGUCCCCCGCCGAAGGGAGGAGGAAGAAGAGGAUGAAGAAGAGUAUGCAGUCAUGUCACGCAGUGCAAGUAGGGAAUCUUUCACAUCACGCAGAGGUUCAGGAGGUUCAGCAACAACAUCAUUGGUGCAGGAAAACUCUGCAGAUAAAGGUGUGAGUACAAAAGGGGGUCCUGAAGACUCCUCAAUUGACAGUGGUUACAUGUCCAUGUUACCAGGCGUUACAGCUCCUCCUGCUUCAUUAUCACUAGCAGUUUCUGGUUCAGAUGCAGUGCCAAAGGGUGGAGAUGAAUACAUGGCCAUGACCCCCAAUAAUAGUGUCUCUCCCCCUCAGCACAUUCGUCUACCAAUCAGUGAAGGUUACAUGAUGAUGUCUCCUAACAGUAGCUGUUCACCGGACUUGCACGGCAUGAGUGGAUGCAUAUGGGGCAGCAGAGGCAGCAUGGAGAGUCGAGCAGGCAGCGACUACAUGAACAUGUCACCUAUAAGUGCCAGGUCAGCUUGCAGUACUCCUCCAUCACACCCAGAGCAACAGCCACUGCAGCCAAAGAUGGUCUAUUCAUAUUUUUCACUACCACGUUCCUACAAACACGCCACUCUCUCUGCCCGUUUUGAGGAUAAUCUGGAGAGGGUUUGCAUGGGAAGAGGUGAAGCUGCAGGAAAAACUGGACAUAGUGCUUAUGAUUGUGGAGGAGACACACCUGUGGGCUCAGGUGGCGGUGGACAACUUUCUCUGUCCUCAUCUUCUUUUUCCUCCAGUUCAGCUAGCAGUGAAAGCCUUGAAGACAGAUCGUUGUCUCUUUCUGUCGGUGGAGUGGGACGAGCAGCUAGGCUGAGCACAGGACACAGGGUACGGGGAGCUCACCCCAAAAUUACAUCCCAACACCAUCACCAGCAGAGUUGUGGGCGAGGGGUUCCGAAACAGGGUCAUUUACAGACAAGGAAAGACAAAUCAUCCAGCUAUUUUGUGGAUAUGUCCAAAGCCAAUACUCUGCCGAGAGUCAGGGAGACUUUGCUCCCAACGGCAUCUCAGAGCCCUGGAGAGUAUGUGAGCAUUGUUUAUCAGGGUGAACGAGGAGGACAUAAGGGGAGAACUGCAGUGGAGUCAGGAAACUCCAGGACACAAGGACAUCAGAGAGCCUUUCACCGACCGCAGCCAUGUCAAGGUGGAUCUGCCAACCUUCCACGGAGCUUCUCAGCACCUCUUGCAACUUCCAUCUCAUUGUCCUCUGAAUAUGUGAACAUGGACUUGGGUAGCUCACCCUCUUCUCUCACUCCCCUCUCUUCUUUUAAACCUGCCCCAAAGGUUAGAGAUGAGAUCAGCAGAGUUCCUCUAGUAGAACAGGAGGUUGAUAUGGGACUCAGGAAGAGCAAAGUAACAGGCUUGACACCCAAAGAUGUGGCUGCUGCCCCUUUUACUGACUAUACUGAGAUGAAAUUUGGCUUGGGGGGAGAUUCAACAUCUAAAUCCCCAAAACCUGGCCAAACACCCCUGCCAUCCUCCAUGGAGCAGGAGCAUACCAUGAAUUUCUCCUCACCUAAAGCUUUUUCAAAUGUGGAUCAGGGUGCCCGCGUAGUCAGGGCAGAAUCAUCAGCAAGAAGGCGGCAUCGCUCAGAGACAUUUGUUGCCCCUCCAACUCAUCCCCUUUCCCCCUCUGCUUCCCCUUCCCCUUUUCCUGAAACGCCACAUAGUGGUCUACAACGACAGCAAGGAUUAGAGGGCAACCUUUGGUCUAAUAAUCAGCCACCCUCUCCAAAGUGUGCCAGCCCUGGAGCAGCAACUCUUCCUGCCGCUCAGGGAUCUUCUCUAACCCUGGAGCAAGGCCUGAACUACAUUGAUUUAGACUUGAUCAGUAAGGAGAAUCAAACAAGUGUGGAUGGACCUUCUGGCCCACACUCAUUUUUCUCUCCUGUAGUGGGAGGGUUGACUGGUGGAUUGGGUGGAGCAGGAGGUAACACCACCUCCAGCAUCAACACAUAUGCCAGCAUUGAUUUCAUCAAAUCGGAUGAAUUAAGAGUUCAUCAAAGCAACAGGAAGGACAGCAAAGAUUGUUAAUGUGCUCCAGCAUUCGGACCAGUCAACGUCUGUCCUUCCUGUGAGAGAGAGAAAGCGGUUCAUCUCUCCCUGCACUUGAUGUGCUUUGAAAAAUGGUGCGAUUGCCCACAACCCUCAACAGUGGAAACUUAACUGCCCUUGCCUCAUAACAACAUUUGCUCUCAUUAUUUCCCAUCGGUUCAAUCAAAAUAAAAUUUGUGCCAAAAGACGAUCCAUCAUUUCUGCCAGAGAUCACCGAGAUGGACGUGCCCUUAUGAAGGGCCAAUGCGACUCUGACUGCCAACCGGGAGCCAAUGAUAUUCUUUUUAUCCUCUACCACAAACUUUCAAUUAUUGUAAAAGAGAUGUUCUAUAGUAUAAUGAUAGAUGAAGAAUAUAUAGCAGACAUAAUAUUACUGAGAAUAAAUCUUAUCUAUCGAUCUUAUAAAUAUAUAAAUACAACUUUUUUAUAAAAGUGCCUCAUUUUUGAUUGUAGCCAUUUUUACACAGGUCUCAAUGUGCUCUGUAAAAGACAAAUGCUUUCUCUUUGUUGUUGUUUUUCUUUCCCAUUCCUUUGUGUUUGCUAUGCUGAACAAAGUCGAAAGACAGAGUGUGAAGAAAAACUAUUGGAUGGAUGCAAGUUGUUUUUUUUAUUUUUGCUAUGGUUUGUAAUCAGAUUGCCUUACUGUUCUCGAUUUAUCUUUGUGUGUGUGUGUGUGUUUAUGUGUGUG